Molecule: messenger RNA, 2011 nt
Organism: Nymphaea colorata (pocket water lily)
Lineage: Eukaryota; Viridiplantae; Streptophyta; Magnoliopsida; Nymphaeales; Nymphaeaceae
Exons: 4
Coding region: 877-1593 (238 amino acids)
Source: RefSeq, a predicted model, not a curated record
GGCAACUCUAUCCAACAGGAGGAACGUUGACAAUUCAUAAACUUCGCUGUAGGAGAAGAGAAUAAUAAAACAGGGGUUUCCCACAGUAAAGAGAGCUUAAAUUCUCCGAUGGAUGUGGCAGAGGUGGCGUAUGCACAACAGAGAGGGACGUCUCCAAAUCAUUUAAACGAAUUGGCCCAAAGCUAGAGAUGGAUCUCCAACACUCCCUAAUGGCCAAGAGACGGAUCUCAUGCACCCUGCACAGUCUAGUUCUCUUUAACGAAAGAAGAAGAAGAAGAAGGGUUGUGUUUCCUGGAAAAAUCUACAAGGUUAUUUUUUCCAUGGUCGCCGCUGCAGCAGGGCCACAACUACAUUUAUUACGUCUAACUGCUUCUGUUUACUCUUUGAUGAAGGGCUACUGCUUUUGACUUGUUACUGGUUCGAUUUUGGAGCCAACAAGACCACGAUUAGGUGGAAGACAACUCUUUCAACACUCCAAGUGCCAGGCAAUGAGUCGUCUCUCUAAGUCGGUCAUUUAAUGUGGCUCUGUCCAACUCCACAGCUCUCUCGGAUGGCUGCUAGAGGAAGAAAGACAGUAGGCGGGUGCUGGGUAGAGAGAGAGAGUGGGAGGGUCCUGAAGGGUUCUAGAGGUAGAAGAUAGCUCCCUCCCAGUCAGUGGCGACGAUAAGCGUUACGCAUCUUAUGUUCUCCCCAAGCAGUAAGCUCCACGGUUUCCGUUUCUCAUGCUUCCACGCCAGUUCAAGACAUUGUCUCUUGAAAACAGGGGUGUCUCGCCAUCAUCUCAGAUCCACACCACUUCACCUCAACACUGGUUAACAGAACUCCGCUAUUUUUUUACAAAGGCGGCAUCUCUCUCUUUCUCUCUCUGCUGGGGCAAUGUUUCUUCACAAAAGUCUGCUGCUUCUGCUAACCUUCCUCUGCCCAUUUCUUUCCACCAUCUUCUCUCUACCUUGUGCGGAUCACAGAUGCAGAAGCGGCAUCUGCGCCGAGGAUGGGACGUGCAUCUGUAUCCCUCCUUCCAUCACCUUGGACGGCCACCGCCCCUUUUAUGGGGGAAGGUUCUGCGACGAGUUGCAGAUAAUGUGCGGGGUGAGAAGCAUGUUCUGGUGCGAGCACGGAGGAAGCUGCGAAGAGGCCGUGCUGGGGGAGGAGGAGUACUUCUGCGCCUGCCCCUGGGGUUAUGCCGGCCGCCAUUGUGAAUUGGUCGGAGCUCCUUGCGGGGAGAUGUUCUGCUUCCAUGGGGCCGAAUGCCUUGUCAACGAGCAAAACUGCCAGUGCCCACCUGACUGGAGAGGCAGCCUUGACUGUGUCCUGCCCACUAGUACUAAUGACUCAGUUGUUCAGAGUACUCCUACUAUCCUUCCUCCUGAUAAAGGCCAUCAUAUUGAAAAGUGGUUUGUAGCAGUCGUGGCAGUGGCAUCUUCGUUGCUGGUAGUCUCUGCUGCUGUUCUCUUAGCCAAGAAAUGUUGUAGGAAGUCAGAAUCAGCGCUUACCAAGUUCCAAGAUCUCUACCAAGUGCAAAUGCAGGGAGUGUUGGAUGAUGAAGAAGACCCUUCACCUGUUCCUGAGCUAAAUGAUGGUGCCCAUCUAUGAUGUCAAUCCUUGAAAGCUUGGAGUCACCAUUGUCGUGUAGAAAGUACAUGUCAGAAAUCGGACAACUAAUUUCUGGUUUAUCAGAAGUUUCAGUCCAUGAAAGGGCCCAGCUUGUUCCACUAACGCCAAAACUCCUGUAACACAGUUUUGCUGAGCUCUAUCUGCUCAUAAUGUAAAAUUGAAUCCUUCGGCUUACUGAAAACAAAGAGGGGGUGUCCAUUGGAAGCCCAUAGUUCUUCUUCACUGGAGGUUCCACGAAGAGAUGGUUGGUUUAUUGAGGGUUUUUACUGUAACAAGUUCUUCAUCUUUUAUACAAACUUCAUGAACAAAUUCUUGCACUGGCUGUAUGAGCUGAUGCUGAGGUAAAAAGAAGACUGCUCGAGUUAAUGAAAAGAAUAAGCAAAAAUUUUGUCAUUUA